AUGGCGCUGAGCGCGAAGAAGAGCCCCGGGGGCGUGAGCCUCCGGAGCCUCACGGAGUCGACGAAGUCGCGGACGAACGAACUCGACUUGUCGGCGCACGCGAGCUUCGACCUCAUCACCGUGCCGUCCCUCGACGCGUCGGACGCGCCCGCGUCCCCGGCCCACCUCCUCGUGCGCGAGACGUCGCCGUCGUCCGUCGCCGACGACGACAUGGACGGGUCGCGGACGAAGACCAAGGGCGGCGUCGUGCUCGGGCGCCAGCGGUCCAUGUCCGGCAGCGGCAUCUCGGCCCUGCUCGACGAGUCCGGCGGCCGCGCGCGGACCUGGUCCAUGUCGUCGUCCAUGGACGGCACGUCCUGCAAGUUCGCCGGCGGCGUCUUCCUCGCGUCGCGCGGCGCCGGCGGCCGGCACCGCUGCGCCGACAAUUUCGGGAGCCUCGGGAGCCUCUCGCGACCGAACCUCCCGGCCAUGGGCGGCGCCCCCCCGGCGCCGGGCGACGCCCUCGUGUCGCCGAGCGCCGUGCGCGGCGGCUUCCGCCUCGACCCGCCGGCCCUCGGCGGCGCGUUCAUCAACGCGCCGGCGCGCGGCGCGCGCGCGCGCGGCGCGGACGACCUCGACGCGCCGAGCCACGGCCGCCGCUGA
Molecule: messenger RNA, 642 nt
Organism: Aureococcus anophagefferens
Lineage: Eukaryota; Pelagophyceae; Pelagomonadales; Pelagomonadaceae
Exons: 1
Coding region: 1-642 (213 amino acids)
Source: RefSeq, a predicted model, not a curated record